Messenger RNA from Lolium perenne, 860 nucleotides. Its product is annotated as auxin-responsive protein IAA24. Lineage: Eukaryota; Viridiplantae; Streptophyta; Magnoliopsida; Poales; Poaceae. The record is from RefSeq and is a predicted model, not a curated record. Gene Ontology annotation, biological process: regulation of DNA-templated transcription. Gene Ontology annotation, cellular component: nucleus.
AAGGCACACCACAUCUCGCCACCAAUCCUCAUCCUCAUCUUCACAUCCUUUUCCUCCUCGUUCGACCACCGGCGUUAUCUCUUCCAAAUCCAUGGAGCUCGACUGCGCCACCGAGCUCCGCCUCGGCCCUCCAGGAAGCAGCAGCAGCAGCGCCACCAGCUGCAGCGGCGACACCAAGAGGCCGUCGGCGAAGCGCACUCUCGACGACAGCCGCAGCGAGGCCUCGGGGACCGGCCCGGCCGCCGUGGACGACGACCAGGACACCACCACACCCGCCAAGGCACAAGUUGUCGGGUGGCCGCCGGUGAGGGCGUACAGGAAGAACACCUUCCAGGCGGCAGCAGCCGCCAAGAAGGCUGAGCAGCUGUUCGUGAAGGUCAGCAUGGAUGGGGCGCCGUACCUCAGGAAGGUCGACCUCGGGCUGUACAAGGGCUACAGGGAGCUCAGAGACGCGUUGGACGUGCUCUUCACCGCCAAGCCCUUCCCCGCCUCCGGCGCCGCCGACCAGCUCGCCGUCGCAUACGAGGACAAGGACGGCGACCUCAUGCUCGUCGGAGAUGUGCCAUGGGAUAUGUUCAUCUCUUCCUGCAAGAAGCUGAGGAUAAUGAAGGGGUCCGAGGCCAGGUGAUCAUGAUCAAGGCAGAGGCUCUGCGACACAUGGGAAAGGAUCAACGAUCGGGAACCAUGGCUGUACAGAGAGGUUUAGCAGUGCCUGUGCUUGUAUCCAAGAGGCUGAAACAUCUAAGAAAAAUAUGUGUAUAUAGUCCCAUCUUUUCCUUUUUCUUUCAGUAUGGGGAGUUUUUGAAUGAGCCAAGGCCGAGAAAAGAAAUAAGAAAAAAAAGAAGAGGAAUUUGACUUGA